Molecule: messenger RNA, 4211 nt
Organism: Globicephala melas (long-finned pilot whale)
Lineage: Eukaryota; Metazoa; Chordata; Mammalia; Artiodactyla; Delphinidae
Gene: BRIP1
Product: BRCA1 interacting DNA helicase 1
Biological process (GO): nucleotide-excision repair; double-strand break repair involved in meiotic recombination
Cellular component (GO): nucleus
Molecular function (GO): DNA binding; hydrolase activity, acting on acid anhydrides, in phosphorus-containing anhydrides; ATP binding
Source: RefSeq, a predicted model, not a curated record
GCGGGAAUUCGUCUGCGCGGGUGUUGUAGAAGUGACUGAUGAGAGCUGAAGGGCCGAAAAGGUAAAGCGGACGCAAGCCCGCGACCGGGCCCGGGAGUCGCAGCCAGUUAGGAAUCUGAAGUAAACAGUAAAACAUGAUGUCUUCAGUAUGUUCUGAGUAUACAAUUGGUGGGGUGAAGAUUAACUUUCCUUGUAAAGCUUAUCCAUCACAGCUUGCUAUGAUGAAUUCUAUUGUCAGAGGAUUAAAUAGUAAGCAGCAUUGUUUGUUGGAGAGCCCCACAGGGAGUGGGAAAAGCUUAGCCUUACUUUGCUCUGCUUUAGCAUGGCAGCAAUCUCUUAGUGGGAAGCCAGUGAACGAAGGCUUAAGUAAAAAAGCUGAAGUACCAUUGUCGUGUUGUUGUACAUGCCAUUCAAAGAAUUUUACAAACAAUGACGUGAACCAGGGAACUUCAUAUCAUUUCAACAGUCCAAGUAUACCAACUUCUGAAAGAAAUGGCACUUUGUCAACUUGUCAAGACUCUCCUGAAAAAACUACACUGGCUGCAAAGCUAUCUGCUAAGAAACAGGCAUCCAUGUACAGAGAUGAAAAUGAUGAUUUUCAAGUAGAGAAGAAAAGAAUUCGACCCUUAGAAACUACACAGCAGAUUAGAAAACGUCAUUGUUUUGAAAAGGAGGUGCACCAUUUGGAUGCAAAAGUUGUUUCAGGAAAGACCACAAAACUCAACUCCCCAUUAGGAAAGAUAAACUCCUUUUCUCCACAAAAUCCCCCUGGUAACUGUUCUAGGUGCUGUUGUUCUACUAAACAAGGAGACAGUCAAGAUUCUUCAAAUACCACUAAGAAGGAUCAUGGGGGGAAGUCCAAGAUACCCAAAAUAUAUUUUGGGACACGCACACACAAGCAGAUUGCUCAGAUUACUAGAGAGCUCCGGAGGACAGCAUACUCAGGGGUCCCAAUGACUAUUCUUUCCAGCAGGGAUCACACUUGUGUCCAUCCUGAAGUAGUAGGUAACUUCAACAGAAAUGAAAAGUGCAUGGAAUUGCUAGAUGGAAAAAAUGGAAAAUUCUGCUAUUUUUAUCAUGGUGUUCAUAAAAUUAGUGAUCAACACAUAUUACAGACUCUCCAAGGGAUGUGCAAGGCCUGGGAUAUAGAAGAAUUCGUCAGCUUGGGGAAAAAACUAAAGGCAUGUCCAUAUUACACAGCACGAGAACUAAUGCAGGAUGCUGACAUAAUAUUUUGUCCCUACAACUAUCUUCUAGAUGCACAAAUAAGGGAAAGUAUGGAUAUCAAUCUGAAAGAACAGGUUGUCAUUUUAGAUGAAGCUCAUAACAUUGAGGACUGUGCUCGGGAAUCAGCAAGUUACAGUAUAACGGAAGUUCAGCUUCGGUUUGCUCGGGAUGAACUAGAUAGUAUGGUUAACAAUAAUAUAAGGAAGAAAGACCAUGAACCCCUACGAGCUGUGUGCUAUAGCCUCAUUAAUUGGUUAGAAGCAAACUCUGAACAUCUUGUGGAAAGGGGUUAUGAAUCAUCCUGUAAAGUAUGGAGUGGAAGUGACAUGCUCUUAAAUUUACACAAAAUGGGCAUAACCACUGCUACUUUUCCUAUUUUGCAGGGCCAUUUUUCUGCUAUCCUUCAAAAAGAAGAAAAAGUCUCAUCAGUUCAUGGUAAAGAGGAGGCAAGAGAAGUACCUAUUAUUAGUGCUUCAACUCAAAUAAUGCUCAAAGGACUUUUUAUGGUGCUUGACUAUCUUUUUAGGCAAAAUAGCAGAUUUGCAGAUGAUUAUAAAGUCGCUAUUCAACAGACUUACUCUUGGAUAAAUCAGACUGAUACUUCAGAUAAAAAUGGGUUCUUGGUUCUACCAAAAAAUAAGAAACGUUUACGACAGAAAGCAGCAGUUCAUGUGCUGAAUUUUUGGUGCUUAAAUCCAGCUGUGGCCUUUUCAGAUAUUAAUGGCAAGGUUUGGACGAUUGUUUUGACAUCUGGGACAUUAUCACCAAUGAAAUCCUUUUCAUCAGAACUUGGUGUUACAUUUACUAUCCAACUGGAGGCUAAUCAUGUCAUUAAUAACUCACAGGUUUGGGUUGGCACCAUUGGGUCAGGCCCCAAGGGUCGCAGUCUCUGUGCUACCUUCCAGCACACGGAAACAUUUGAGUUCCAGGAUGAAGUGGGAGCACUUGUGUUAUCUGUGUGCCAGACUGUGAGCCAAGGAAUUUUGUGUUUCCUGCCAUCUUACAAGUUACUAGAAAAGUUAAAAGAACGUUGGCUCUCCACUGGUGUAUGGCAUAAUCUGGAGUUGGUGAAGACAGUCAUUGUAGAACCACAGAGAGGAGAAAAAACUGAUUUUGAUGAAUUACUGCAGAUGUACUAUGAUGCGAUCAAGUACAAAGGAGAAAAAGAUGGCGCCCUCCUGGUGGCAGUUUGUCGUGGUAAAGUGAGUGAGGGUCUGGAUUUCUCAGAUGACAACGCCCGUGCUGUCAUAACAAUAGGAAUUCCUUUUCCAAAUGUGAAAGAUCUACAGGUUGAACUAAAGCGACAAUAUAAUGACCAGCAUUCAAAAUUAAGAGGUCUUUUACCAGGUCGUCAGUGGUAUGAAAUUCAAGCAUACAGGGCCUUAAACCAGGCCCUAGGUAGGUGUAUUCGACACAAAAAUGAUUGGGGAGCUCUUAUUCUAGUGGAUGAUCGCUUCAGGAGUAACCCAAGUCGAUACAUAUCUGGACUUUCUAAGUGGGUUCGGCAGCUGAUUCAGCACCAUUCAACCUUUGAGAGUGCUCUGGAGUCCUUGGCUGAAUUUUCCAAAAGGCACCGAAAGGUCAUUGAUGUAUACAAAGAAGACAGAAAAUCUGUACAGGACAAUGAGUCUCCGCUUGCAGUGGCUUGUUUGAAGGAUAAUACCUCAACUUAUUUAUUAGAAGCAGCAAGCCAUCUAUCACCAGAAUAUCCUAGGGAAGAUGAUCCAUUAUUAUUGGAAGAGUCUGCCCAGGCAGUAGGAGCAGAAAAAAUUGUGAUUUCCAGAUCCACAAGCCCAACCUUCAACAAACAAACAAACAGAGUUAGCUGGUCUGGCAGUAAUUUUCUGGAACAGUAUCUUACUGGUAAAAUUCUGACUGGAACACCUAAGUUUAGGUCAUCAGAGGACUGUGCCUCUAAUUCUUCCACUUUCAAAACAGAAAAGGGACGUGAAGCAGUUUUGCCACUCACUGAUAAAUGUAAGUCCUCCUCUCUGACAGUAAACACAUCACUUGGACCAUGCCCUCAAUCGGAAACCAUUGUUCCAUCAAUAAAGAUUAAUGCUACUCUCCUGAAUCCAGAAGAUCCAGACAUUCUGUUAUCUCUAGUAAGUGAAGAAGCUGAACUUUCUACUUCAAAUACAGAAGCAGAGGAUGAAUCUAUCUAUUUUACACCCGAACUUUAUGAUCCCAUAGAUACAAAUGAAGAAAAGAAUGAACUAGUUGGAACUGAUAGAGACAACAGAUUGGCUAAUAAUUCAAAUUGCAUUUUAGCUGAAGAUCUUUUUGAAAUUAAAACUAUGAAAGGAAUGGAUUCAGUCAGAGAAAUGAAAGCUGAGGAUUGCACAGGCACAAAGUUGAAUAGACUCACGCAUAUUAAAGAAAGUAAAGUUGAUGAUAUUGGUAGUAAUGUAAAAAUGACUCAUAUAAAUGAAUUGGAACUGGGAAAAAACUCAUGAAACGGAUAUAAAGAACUUUAAACAGUCUCCUCCCAAAAAUAAAGAUGUGUUCCCUGGUGUUAGGUAAUAAUACUUAACUGUCAAGGUAUAAAAACAUGUCGUCAUGCUUAUAUUAAACUCUAUUGUAAAUGAUAAUUUGUACAUUGGAUAAGUGACAUAGCUUUUUUUUUUAAUUUGAGAUAUAUAAUUCACUUUAAUCCAAAGUCUAUAUUAUGUUCAGAAAUAUAAGUUUUACUAUUCUCAAGUUUUGAUAAACUGAUGCAUAAAAAAUAUUUUCCUCCAAGUCUUCCUUAGCUAAAUGCAAUAUUAAAUUAAUCAAUCUGGAAGAUAUGUAGUUUCCUAAGGCACUUUAAAUUUCACAUAAAUGUUUGUAUUUUGUAGUCCUCUUCAUCCACUUGUUUUCAUACUGAUGCGUAAAAAUUAAUAGCAAUCUAAUCCAGUUACCCCUCAGUCAUGUUUCACUGUAGAUUUUACCUCAGAUCAGUCUGAGGUUUUUUUUUUUUUAGAAAUCAGUUUUCUUGAAAAGUA